This is a messenger RNA of Amborella trichopoda, 4814 nucleotides long. The record is from RefSeq and is a predicted model, not a curated record. NCBI's taxonomy places the organism in Eukaryota, Viridiplantae, Streptophyta, Magnoliopsida, Amborellales, Amborellaceae.
UUAUGUUUUGUUGAUUACAUGUGGAUGCAUCUUUGCGUCCAACGCACCCGAUGCAUGCAUCUAAGUCCAGAGAGAUUGGGAUCCCCAUGAAAUGAUGCAUCACACUCAGCGGCUGUCACUGUGCUUAGAGAGAUAAAAUUUUCUCUCUCCCCAACAAAAUGGAUUGAGACACCAAACCACCUUAAGCCCGAGAAAACUGAGAGAGAGAGAUGUUCCUCUUUCUAGGAUUGAGACACCAACCCAUCUUAAGCCCGAGAAAACUUAGAGAGACAGAGGUUCUUCUUUCUAGCAGAGAGAGAGAGUGGGGUUCCUGUUUCUAGCUCCUACACCAUGACCCACCGAGAAAGAUAGCGAGCUUUGAUGGACACUGGUGGCUCCAGAGUAUUUUCUCACUCUGAAGUUGUGUGAGUUUACGACUCUACAAAAGCUUAUUCUCGCACUUCAAAAACUCACCUAAACCCUGCUUCAUAGGAUAAAAAAAUGCGCUUCACCGUAAAAAAUGGCAGCUUGUACUAGAGCUCCACCUCUUUCUUUCCCCUUGUUCUCUCUUCCUCUCACCAUUCCUCCCAAUUCAUGGAGAACCCACAAACCAUCCUCUCUGUACAAAUACCACAAGACCCAUCUCACAUAUUCAUCUCCAGAAAAAACCCAACAAACGAAUUCGACAACAAUCCCUUCCAAUUCAAUGGAACCUCACAAUUUGAAUUCAAACCUCUGUAACCUUUGCUUGCUAGGAAAUUUGGACCAAGCUCUGCAGAUUUUGGAAGGGAUGAAAGACGAGAAAUUCAUUGUAGAAGAGGAGACAUACAUUCUUCUCCUCAAGCUCUGUGAAAUCAAGAGAGAGGUUUUGAAAGGUGAGGUUGUUUGCUCCCAUAUCUCUUCGUCUUUGGGUCUCUCUCCUCUGAGUUUAAGGCUUGGGAACUGUAUUCUUAGCUUUUAUGUGCGGUUUGGGAAGCUCCUUGAUGCCUGGUUUGUAUUUGGAAAAAUGGAGGACAGGGACAUUUUUUCAUGGAAUGUGAUGCUUGGUGGUUAUGCAAAAAAUGGGUUUUUAUCUGAGGCCAUGACUCUCUAUCAUCAAAUGUAUUGGACUGGUAUUCGACCUGAUGUAUAUACUUUUCCCUGUGUCUUGAGGACAUGUGCAGCUAUUCCAGACCAUAACCAUGGCCAAGAGGUCCAUACCCAUUUUCUAAGAUUUGGAUAUGAAUCAGAUACCCAAAUUCUCAAUGCUCUGAUAACAAUGUAUUCAAAAUGUGGCUAUCUCAGUUCUGCAAAACAAGUGUUUGAUAAAAUGGUCCAGAGAGAUAGAAUUUCAUGGAAUGCAUUAAUUGCUGGGUACUAUGAGAAUGAAGAAUGUGAAGAAGCUCUGAAACUCUUUUGUGAAAUGAGAAUGAUGGGUAUGGUGGAGCCGAAUGCCAUGACCAUGACUGCGGUAAUCUCAUCAGUCGCUAUGAUGGGGGUUGAAGAAUUGGGGAAAGAGGUUCAUGGCUAUGUGAUUGGAUUCGGGCUAGAACCUGAAGUUUCCAUCUCGAAUGCUUUGAUCCAGAUGUAUGUGGAUAUGGGUAAAUUGCAUCAUGGGUUGGAUGUGUUUAGGAGGAUGAGGCAUAGGGAUGUGGUAUCAUGGACUGCAAUUAUAUCAGGGUAUGCAAAAAAUGGGUUUUAUCAGAAGGCUUUGAAUGCCUUUGAAGAGAUGAGAUCAGAGGGUACAGAACCAGAUGAGGUUACCAUUGCAGUUGUUUUAUCAGUUUAUGCAGAACUAAAGCUUCUCGAUAGGGGUUUCAAGCUCCAUGAUUAUGCAAAGGAGAGAGGAUUGCUUUCCUAUGUUAUAGUUGCCAAUGCUCUGAUUGAUAUGUAUUCAAAGUGUGGGUGUAUCGAGAGGGCUGUGCAAAUAUUUAAACGCAUGUCUUGCCGAACUUUGGUUUCCUGGGGAGCCAUGAUUGCCGGAUUCCGGCAAAACAAUAGGAGCUUCGAGGCCUUGUUUCAUUUUCGACAUAUGCAAAAUGAAUUUAAACCCAAUUCAGUUACAGUAAUGGCUGCCCUUUCGGCUUGUUCAAAAAUUGGGGCAUUACAGUGUGGAGAAGAGAUCCAUGCUCAUAUGUUAAGGAACAAUGUGGGGGCUUCUUUUGAGGAAUCCAACAACUUUGUAUGGAAUGCAUUGCUUGACAUGUAUUUGAAGUGCGGGAGAAUUAAAGAGGCCAAUGUAUUGUUUCAAGUGAUGGGAGGAAAAGAUGUGACCUCUUGGAACAUAAUGUUGGGUGGGUGUGUUAGUCCCGGAGAGGGGGCUCGAGCCCUCUCAUUGUUUAGAGAGAUGGAGGAGGCAGGAUUUAUUCCUGAUGAGGUGACCUUUGUUGCCUUGCUUUGCGCUUGUAGUCGGUCAGGCAUGGUUGAAGAAGGCAUGGAGCUCUUCAAGAGCAUGAGAGAGAAACACUCUGUGUCUCGAAAUCUUAAACACUAUGCUUGUGUUGUGGAUUUGUUAGGGAGAGCUGGGCUUUUAGAAGAGGCUCGAAGGUUCAUAGCUGAGUUGCCUAUUGAACCAGACGCAGCUUUAUGGGGGGCCUUAUUAGGGGCUUGUAGAAUUCAUGGUUGGGUUCAGUUAGGUGAAGAAGCGGCCAUGAAAAUCUUUGAAUUAGAGCCUGAAAAUGUAGGAUAUUAUAGCCUUUUUUGUGAGAUGUAUGCUGCAGCAGAGAGAUGGGAUGGAGUUUCUAGAGUAAGAAAGUUGAUGCACUCUAAAGGCUUAACCGUUGAUCCAGGGUGUAGUUGGGUUGAGGUUAAGGGCACAGUUCAUGCAUUUCUCAGUGGUGACAAAACCCACCCUGAGUUUCGAAAGAUAGAAGGAGUUUUGGUGAAUUUCUCUGAGAAAAUGAAGAGAGAAGGUCAAGAAGUAACCAUUGGAGAUGAGUUGGAAGCGUCAAAAGCUGAGGUAUUUUGUGGGCACAGUGAGAGAAUGGCAGUGGCUUUCUCUCUCUUAAAUACAGUGCCUGGAACCCCAAUUUGGGUCACGAAAAACCUACACAUGUGUGUUAGCUGCCAUACCCUUGUUAAGUUCAUCACUAGUGUAGUCAAGAGAGAGAUUACAGUGAGAGAUGCCAAUGACUUCCACCAUUUUAGAGAUGGGUUCUGUUCUUGUGGAGAUCAAGGAUACUUAGAAGGUCUCAAUAGUUAACAUGUUCAUUUCUUCUUUGAAAAUUUAUAGACAACAAGUUGAUAUACUUCGUUCUUGUACAGAAUAUGAAUCACUGGAGCUCGUAAAGACAAAGGAAAUUUGACUUAGAGGGUUCAGGAAUGAGUGAGUUGAUUUAGGCUGUGAAAGAUGAAUUGAUGGCAAACAGAGAAGAUAUUGAUUAUUAAUGGAAGUUUUAUGAUGAUAUUUGCAAGGACACUUGAGCUCGAGGGAAUUUCAUGAUGAAGUGCAUGCUCUUGAGUUUAAUCUCUUGAAUAUGAAUUUGACUUCUCGAGGAAUGGUGUUUGAGAGUGAGUUUAAUCUCAUGGAUAUGAAUUUGACUACUCCAGCGAUCUUGUUUGAGAAAGAGAGAGAGAGAGAGCAGUUUACACGCUCUCAACUCUUAAGAUCGCACAAAGCAUGGGAGCGAGUUUUAGUUGCCCAUGGUCGAAAUUAGGUGCAAGUUUAACUGCAAUAAAACGUGCUCUGUUUUGGCUGUGAUAAGGAGUAUGGAAGAGUGGAUUCUGGUCAUGAGCUUGAAAAGAAGAUGAUGACUACGAUGCAUGAAAUGCAUAGGACUGUGUUAAAGGUGGAGAGCAAAGAGCAUGAUGCAAGUGUCGAUAUUUGGAGCCUUGGGGUAUCGUGCUGUGAGUUUCUUUAUGGGGUUCCUCCGUUUGAAGCAAAGGAGCACUCUGACACAUACCGAAGGUAAGCUUCCAUGAGUUGAGUGUACGUACACAUGUAUAAUUUUAAAAAAUGUUGGGCAGCGACCAAGCAGCCUGGGGAAUCUUGGUGACCAAGGUGGGCACCUUCGCACUAAGAGUGAGAUGCCCGUUUUGAGUGGCUGGUCAGCUGUCCAGGGACAUGGCGCCCAGGGAGUCCCACCAAGGCACUAGGUGGGCUCUCUUUCUUUUUGAGCACUGCAUGCACACCUGUGUGUGAGUGAGUGUAUGUUUGAGAGAGAGAGAGAGAGUGAGAGAUUGUUUACCAAGAUCUACAGUUCAAAAGUAGCAUCUCUACAUGAUGAGACUUCUAGUGUGGUUUGAGAGAGAGAGAGAGAGUGAGAGAUUGUUUACCAAGAUCUACAGUUCAAAAGUAGCAUCUCUACAUGAUGAGACUUCUAGUGUGUUAUAAAGUAACAUCUUGUGUUUCUCACUUGUAAGUUUCGUUCAACUUCUAUGUACUCCAGCUUGUGCUCCAGGUUCUCAUGCUUGGUUUGAAAACUAAUUAAAAUAUUAUAUGAUUAUGUCACAAAUGAAUGCAGGAUUGUUAGAGUUGACUUGAAGUUUCCUCCAUUUGCCUAUUGUUUUAGCAACUGCAAAGGAUUGGAUCAGUCAAUUGCCUAUAAAAGAUUCUUCGCAAUGCCUUCCUCUACAUAAGCUUCUUGAGCAUCCAUGGAUUCUUCAAAAUGCAGAUCCGUUGGGAAUCUGUAGGGCUUGAUUUUGGGGGUGGACCCUCUCCCUCUCUCACUCUUUCUCUGUCUCUCUUGUCUCAUUAAACACACCAUGGGUUGUUUAAAAUGCAGAUCCUUUUGGGUAUGUACAGGACUUGAUCCUGCUUUCUUUGAUUUCCAUUCUGUUGCUCAGUUGAAGAAUACUGCAUCGUGAUUGUUUUCUUUGAAUAUGGUAAUUAUAAGAAAUAAAUUUUUUUUCAUGAA